This is a messenger RNA of Branchiostoma belcheri (Belcher's lancelet), 2092 nucleotides long. RefSeq names its product methyltransferase-like protein 17, mitochondrial. NCBI's taxonomy places the organism in Eukaryota, Metazoa, Chordata, Leptocardii, Amphioxiformes, Branchiostomatidae. The transcript is spliced from 2 exons. The record is from RefSeq and is a predicted model, not a curated record. Gene Ontology annotation, cellular component: mitochondrial small ribosomal subunit. Gene Ontology annotation, molecular function: structural constituent of ribosome; methyltransferase activity. The coding region runs from base 11 to 1549 and encodes 512 amino acids. Gene Ontology annotation, biological process: translation.
AUUUUUCAAGAUGGCGGCCUCCAUCACGAAAAAACACGUUUUGCUCCGAUUUUGUACGCAUUUUCGCGUCGUUUUCACACAGCAGAAGUUUAAAACGACUGCAGCGGCACUGUCUAGCUUCCAACAUGCAACAGACACAUCAGAACGUGAUAUGAAGGUCAUUCUCGGUGAUACGAAGCCGAGGAAACACCCGGGAAUACAGCACGUGAAGUCCGUGCGUCUGCCAGAGAGACUUGUGAACGCGGUAGAGGCGACCUUACAACGUGCGGGUUCGUCUUCAGGUCAGUUAACAGUCAACGCCACAUAUCUGAAGAACUAUCUAUGGAGUAGAAAACGGCCUGCUGAAGACGCCGACGUCAGAAGGAAAGCACAGGAGAUCGCUGAGGAGUACACCAAGCAAGGCCUUUUGAAAGAGGAGACGGAUUUGAUGGAUGAAAAAGCACUUGCACAGCAAAGGAAAGUUGAAAGUAAAGUCUUGAAAAAAGUGCAGCAACAGCUGUACCACUGGCAGCCUGUAACGUGGAAUGAGAUGACAGGGUUGGCGUACCUCGUGGGGAAGGCGCCGGGCGUGUUCGCCGCUACUUAUCGCGUACUCUCGGAGCUUAAGAAACGAGAACCGAAAUUCCGCCCGAUGACGUUGAUGGACUACGGUUCCGGAACUGGGAUGACGGUCUGGGCUGCACACACGCUCUGGGGGCACUGGCUGAGGGAGUACACGUGUUUCGACACCUCGUCAUCGAUGAACAACCUCGCAGAGCUCCUCCUGAGAGGCGGGGAGGAACACGGGAAGCUUCUUCAUCCCAACAUCAUCUUCAGACAGUACGAACUGCCGAACCUGAACAUCCAACACGACCUGGUGGUGUGUGCGUACUCCCUGGGGGAACAGCCGAGCGGGGUGCAGAGGAGGAGGGUGGUACGGAGACUGUGGAGGAAGACUUCACAGUUCCUGGUCAUCCUGGAGAACGGAACCAACGAGGGAUACAGGAUGGUGAUGGAGGCCAGAGAUCUGGUGCUCAGUGGCAAGGCUGAUAGAAAGGGCGGGUUGUCAGAAGAUGUUCUUGACUCUGAACUUGAAGAAGCUGAGCUGGAGUGUGCCGAGCAGCCACAGUUGACUGACGAGCCUGUCGCUCACGUCUUCUCCCCGUGUCCCCACGACACAUCCUGCCCUCGUCUGGCAGAUGGUUCAGAGACGCCCUGCAAUUUUCAGCAGUCCUUCCAACCUCCCAGCUUCAUGGCCGUACUUCCAAAGAGCAGUAAUUCCACUGUGGAAACUUUCUCCUAUGUUGUACUGCGCAAAGGGGCGAGGAGCGAAGAGUCGGCCCCGUGGCCGAGGAUUGUCCGGUCGGUGCUACGGCGCCCGCGACACGUCCACUGCAGGAUGUGCCUGGCAAACGGGCAGCUUCAGGAGGCUGUUGUGACGUCGAGAAAGCACGGGAAGCUUCUGUACAGAUGUGCCCGGAUGAGUGAGUGGGGGGACACGCUGCCGGGAUGGCCACCUGUACAGAGAACAGAAGACGUGGAGAAUAGCUCAGACAAUAGUGAACAGUAGUUUAUCUGCGUGACAUGUGCAAAAACUGUAUUCAUUUAAACCUGUGACGACUAAAUCAUAGUGAAAAUCAGAAGUUCCAGUUGAAACAAGAAGCUUAAGAGCCACACAAUGCAAAUACAAGAAGAAAUGUUAAUGAGCUUGCAGUGGAAACAGCAAAUUCAAAACACAGUACAUGUACUAGUACUAUGCAGUAUCAAAUAAAGUCGGAACACAAAUGAUUUCAGGAUCCUUAUGAAUGCACUGUACAUGUGAUUCAAGCCACAACCCAAAGUUAAUUGAGUAACUUUACCUUUCUAAGCAUCAGAGAUGGCUUUGAAAAUUCUUCUUUCCGAUAUUGAAGUCAAGGACAUUGGUUGAUUCAAAGAAAUUGAAUUGGUAAAACAGUUGUAGAACUUUACUGGGUUUACUUUACUGUGUUACUGUAGGUGCGUAUAAAUUUUCAUACACAAUAUCAGAUUACAUCUAGAGCAUGGUAGAAAGGAAAGUGUGCAAGAACCUAGUAGAGAGGAAAUGAUAUGGAAUGGCGUGGCCAUAAUAAAGAAA